Messenger RNA from Cylicocyclus nassatus, 4173 nucleotides. NCBI's taxonomy places the organism in Eukaryota, Metazoa, Nematoda, Chromadorea, Rhabditida, Strongylidae. The record is from the annotation of a GenBank genome assembly.
GUUUUAGUUCUGCAAAUUAUAAAUACGAGUUGGGUUUUCUUUUUACUUGACUUUUUCAAAAAACAAUAAAGCGUAACAUUCCUGAAUUUGGUGAUAUUACGCCGUAUCUUGUUUCCCUGCAUAAUGAACAAUGUUAUCUUCGUAUCAAAGAGGUUAUUUUCUCUCAUUAUGAAGCUUGAUAUCACACCAAUUCUCGUUCUUUUUUGAAGGGCUUUGCUUUGAACAGCUAUAGCAAAUACUUAUUCCUUCUAAGUUUCCCAUCGUUUUUGUUGCUUGACCGUUUUCUUGUAAUCAUGUAGUUUCGACUGUUCAAUUUCCUCCUCAUUGCGGCAGCGGCCGCUUCAUCCACUUUUGUACUCACAGCUUUACGAGAAUCACCUUAGAUAUCCGAGGGCGCUUGAUGUGCGUUGAUGCUGGGCGCGUCGUCUCUAGACCCGUCGUCGUCAACGUCUCCGUGGCAUUCUGCACCUACUGCUGUCGGACAUCCAUCUUCUAGUUCACGACCAUCCAAGUCGGUACCAUCCCCUGCGAAGACGGAAACGGACACUGCUACUUCAACCUCGCAUGACGUCAAAGAGGAAUAUUCUCACAUAGAACCAGUGGCGUCAACGAGUAGUGGCAAGAGUGGCUUUUCUGAAGAAGGAACAUCUAGUGACGCAGAUGCAAGCCGGCGGCAGGGCAGCAUGACCUCUUCGUCAAUACCGUCUGUCCACUGUCGUCGGCUUACUUUCCGUUUACCUCCGAAGUUCGCGCAGCGUUUGAAGCGCAUCGCCAACAAGCAGCCGAGCACCCUGGGACGGUUGGGCGUAGCAAAGGUCAAAGUUGGAGAUGACGAGACGGUUUCCGUCAAUGACGUACCGCCUGUGCAGCCUAUGAAGUUGGAGGAGAGGCGGCCGGAGCAACUCAUCGAACGAGUAGAAUCUCGGCAAUCUGUACCUCCUCCACCUCAACCACUCCAUCCUCCACCAGGAAGUGCAGGUCCGGUGUGUCAGCCACCACCUGGAUACCACGCCGUCACGCAGCAUCAACAGGAAGUUGGCCCUUCUGUUGCUCCACACCCAAUGCAGAGACCUGCUGCAAUCAACAACAACAGUCCAUUGCUGGUCAACUUGUUAAGUUCCCAGCAACCAGCGGGUAUGGUCGGUGGCCCACCGCCCAGUGUCGCGCCUCAUCAUCAGGCUUACUCUCCAGCUGGGACAUAUAUGUACCCUGGAGGAGCUCCACCCCAUCAGCAUCCUCAUCCUUCCGCUGUUCCCGCGAACGCUGCUCCGCCCGUUAUGGAUCCGCAACAGCAUUUGGCAAUGCAGCAACAGCUGCAAAUGGAGCAACGACAGAGAAUGUUGAUGCAGCAGCAGCAGGUCCAUGCUGCUGCUGUCGCAGCUGCUCAGGCUCAACAACACCAAAUGCCCGGUCAGCCUGCACAAGCUCCACUAACGCCGGGUGGAUUUUACAGCCCCGCAACUCCUGUACAACAAGCGCAAGCGCAGCCGCGGCCUCCAAUGGGUUACGCCCCUCCACCACAAAAUCCACCCAUGUUCGCUGCUCAACAGCAGCCGCAGCAGAUACCUCCUGCCGUUCAACAACAGCGAAUGCAGGCCUACCCUGCGCAAAUGAAGCAAAUGGGAAUGGCUGCUGCUCCUCAAGUGAAUCCCGGUCAAUUCCGAGGGCCUCCCGUUGAAGAGGCUGUUCAACCUCCUCCACCCAAGAAGAAAAGGAAACCUACGAAAAAGCAGCAGCAGAAGGAAGCAGAAUUGGCCGCUGCUGCAGCAGCUCAGCAACAACAAAAUGCCGCUGCAGCUGCCCAAGCACAGCAACAGCAACAACAGUUUUACAACGACCGCAUGAUGCACCCCGCCGCUAUGACGCCUAAUAUGCAGAUAAUGGGUCACUCCGGUUACCCUCCUGGUGCUGCCUAUCCACCCACGCAACCAGGUAUGCCUGCCGUGCCACCCCAGUACCCGGGAUAUCCUCAAGGGCCUACCCAGCAGCAGCAACUGCAGCAGCAUCAGCAACAAGCCUUGUGGCAUCAGCAGAUGCAGCAGCGGAUGAUGUAUCAGCAGCAGCAUGGGCAGGUAGUGGGAGGACCUCCUGCACAGCCGUGGCCAGGUCAGCGAGGUCCUCCUGUGCCUUAUCCAACUCCGAUUGAUGGUGUGCAGUGUGGUCCGGCAUCGGUACAUCCUACGGUCUCGCAAAGAACUUCAGGAUCUGGGGAAUAUUCUCGCGACGGCACAUCUCCUGCAACGCCCCAUCAGUUCAAUCCUGGCAGUCAUCAAGGAAUGAUGAUGGGACACGCUGGUACGCCCAUGUCGCGAGCGGAUUCGCAAGGGAGUAUGUUUGGCAAUACCUCGUAUUCGCAGCAGCCGCCCAGUGCGCAACAAUCCGUUGAAAGCGAACACCCAGUGGACAAAUUGUUCAGUGGACAGGACGAUCAGCUAGGUGAUCUUGGUGAUCUCGAUGAUAUAGAACCAAUGUUGGACCUUGGUGGUGGGGUGUUAGAUGAUCUUACCGCAAAUGCGCAAGCCGAGGCGCUCAGAAGCAUAGGCGCUCAAGAUAGUUCACAAACUGUGGAUAAUUCAUCAACAGCUGCGGCAUCUAACGGAGAUCGGAUAGAUUCAUCAAUCGCGUCCGUCGUUGAGAUGGUGUCGAAAAGCGGUGGCGCUCCACCUAUAUGCGGUGCGCCAGCAGUUUCUCAGACAGCUACUCAUCCCUCGGCAGCAAGCAAUGCGGCAGCCAUGAAACGCAGACCGAGUAACGCUCAAAUGGCUGCGAACAUCGUCGCCGUAGCUGGCCAACAGCAGCAGUUGAUUGGUGAUCAGCGGUAUGUGAUGGCACCUCAUCACAUGGUGAAUUCCGGUCAGAUGCCGAUGCAGAUGCAGAUGAUGCAACCUAUGGCUGGCUCCCCAUCAGCAGGUAACUUAUCGCUAGAACAUAACGCUCGAGCGCAGUUGUUCCAUGGUCGAGGCGGGAUGGCCAAAUCCAGUGAAAACGGACCUGGCAGACUGGUAAAUGGGCACGAUCAGACCGGAGUCCCAAACGGCGCACGGCGCUCUCAACCCCAACAACAACAGAGUGACGCCGCAGAGGAAGAACGAAUAGCAGAGCUUGUCAAAAAGGUUGUGGCACAAGGUGAGAGCCAGAAGGCAGCAGCCGCUGAACAAAAAGCAAAAUUACCUCGGAAAAAUCGGCGUAAAACUGAUCUUAGCAAGGAAGCCAGUCCGCGGGACGAUGAGGAACCUUUUAUUGUAGAUGGCACACGUAGGCGGCCUCCUGGAGUGGCAACUAGCCAUGUACAAGCGGCGGCGUCAAACUUCCAAGCGACCAUGGCUCGACAACAACAACUAAUGAAACAACAACAAGUUCAGCCGAAGCAAUGAUCUGGUUGCUCGUCGCUUUCAAUCCUGCUCUACUAUUCGGUCUCUACGCCGCCAUCUGCCCCUCGUAUCCUCAUCACGGCCGGUCCGUUGCUGCUCAAUCAUCAUGUGCUCCGACUUUGCUCCUCCUCACCUAGGGUGCGGAUGUAUUAAGUAAUUGUCCUGUAAGUUGUUGAUAAGGUGCUAUUUGUUUUAUUCAUUGCGGCUCUCGCGAUAUAAGGGUCUACUAGUCACAGUUCACUCCAUUCGUCUUCGUCGUUCGUUUGAUGUGUGCAUGUUACUCAUCUUGUUUUAUCGGUUCCUCACAUUUUCCUCUAUUCUUUUCUUUUUGUACUCAUUUUCCUACUGCAGAUCAUGUCCUAGACUAAACAUCCCGACAUUUCUAUAGGUUUGAAUUUACAUUUUAUCUACUAAUAUAUUAGGUGCAUCGUCCACAAUAGCGCACACUGUUUCCCGCGUUCUUCCCGACUUUUCUGUCUUAGCUGUCCACAGCCGGAUCAUUCAUUAGUGAGCGUUUUGACUCGUUGCACGCCCAAGGCUUGCUUGGGAAUGCGCGCAGAGGUAGUAAUUUAUUUGUGUGCCGAGUUGAGUAGGUGGUGUUCCGAUCUCUUCUACAAAUUUUCUCACCCAAGUCCAUGCCCGAAGUUGUCAGCUUCCUACAUGGUCGAAACUUCAUUUGCCUAUCCAAUUCGCGUUCUUCGUUUGUGAAUAUUGAUGAGUCUCGCAAUUCUAUAGUUUACACUAAAUCGUUAAGGCUAUAUUACGAUUGUAUGUGAUUUAUACAGAAAGUAUAAAUAUUGUA